Messenger RNA from Tuber melanosporum (Perigord truffle), 4080 nucleotides. RefSeq lists its product as uncharacterized. Gene Ontology annotation, cellular component: nucleus; cohesin complex; chromatin. Gene Ontology annotation, molecular function: chromatin binding. The coding region runs from base 252 to 4055 and encodes 1267 amino acids. Lineage: Eukaryota; Fungi; Ascomycota; Pezizomycetes; Pezizales; Tuberaceae. The record is from RefSeq and is a predicted model, not a curated record. The transcript has 7 exons. Gene Ontology annotation, biological process: sister chromatid cohesion.
UCACCAUUGCCCACCCACUUCGGUGUGCCACCUACCGCCGAAACCAAAUCCAGCAACCUCGUUUCCCAUUUUUUUCCUUUUGUUUUCCUUCUACCCUCUUCUUCCCACGCGACUUACGCAGUUGAUAAGACACCCACCAACUCUCCAGCAAACAUUACCCCCUCUAGAAACCGAAUGAUAAAUAAACACACGCGCAUCUGAUCACAAGGAUUUCACCUCAAGCUCUUAUCACCCCUCCAACAAGCACACAGAUGCCCUCCCGCAUCGCGUCCACUCCACCUGACACAAUGGACACAAGCGACGACACUGCCGUCGCCGGCGAUAGCGGCCUCGUCGCCGCCGAGGCCACAGAUGAGAACGCGUCUACCGCUGCCGGAGUAGUAGCAACACUCGCCUGGAGCAAUGACAACACGCAGAAUGGUGCAGAAACGGGAAACCCCCGCCGCUCUACAAGGGUUAUCAAGAAGCCAAUUUUACCCUACUCUUUACAACUAACUCCACCAAAGCCUUCACGAGCGAAGCGGAAGCGGCCUGUGGAGGAAGAGGAGGAGGAGGUGGAGGAGGAGGUAGGGCAGGAAGAUGUAGGUGGAAAAGGAGGGGAGGGUGAAAACGAGGAAGACAAAGGUGGAAGUGCUGAAAAUGAGAAUGAUAACGAUGAUGAUGAUGAAGGAGAGGAGGAGGAUAGUGAAGCAGAGACUACUGAGGAAUCUUCCGAGGAAGAUGAGGAUGAAGGCGAACCCGAUGAAGAGGAGAAAAAAGAUCGGAGGAGAAAGAAUGCCGCUGCGGCUAGGGGCGCUGGAGGACGGGGAGAUGGUGGCGGAGAUCGUGCUGCUAGUGCUCCCGUCAAGAGGCCACCUACCAAGAAACCACGAACAUCAAUUGCCGCCGAUGUCGCUCCCCCCGCUAGGAAAGCAACCACCGAGCAGGCUAAGCGGGCAAAGGGCAAGGCCGGUGAUGCUUACUGUGGCGCAGAAUCGGUGUUUGAAGGGGGUGAUGACGAUGAUGUCGCGCAGGCGUGGACAAUCAAUUAUGAGGAGAAUAGUCGAGAGGCUAUGAAGGAAUUGGUUAAUUUUAUUCUUAAAUGCUGCGGCUGCCAUAAAUUUGUCACCGACUACGACAUUGAAGAUCAAGAUACCGCAAAUACUACCCUCUCACAAAUCCAAGAUGCUUUCCAACGACAAAAAAACGCUGAAUAUCCUCUUGCGUCCAAAAAGCCCGAAUUCAGACGAUUUCGCCCGAUUCUUGCUUCUUUCCUCCAUUCUCUAAUCACUACAUUCGCCGCCCGAGAACUUCUAUACUCCGAUCCUGGGCUUAUGGAAGGGAUUGAAGUAUGGAUAACUGCUAUGUCCUCUUCGACGCUGAGGCAGUUCCGACACACCUCUACUAUCGUGGCGCUAGAGUUUGUGAGUUGUCUUGCGCAAAUCGCGGCAGAGGCGAGAAAAGCCAACAGCACGACAAACAGACAACUUGAGGCCGAAAAGAAAAAGUCUAGUCGCAAUGAGGGUCGGAUUAGAGCGCUCGAUCAGAAAUUAAAGGAUGGCGAAGAGAGAAGGGAGGCGAUAGAGACCGUGAUUAAGGAUAUUUUCAACAUUGUCUUCGUUCAUCGGUAUCGCGACAUCGAUGCUAAAAUCCGCUCUGAUUGUGUCCGUGAGCUCGGCUCAUGGAUUCUGACUCUGCCAGACCUCUUCUUUGAUGGUUCCUAUCUUCGAUACCUUGGCUGGGUUCUCUCUGACACAACCCCAUUGACUCGUCUCGAAGUCGUGAAGGCGCUUACUAAGCUUUUCAAGAAAAAAGAAUCAAUAUCAAACCUUAGGCACUUUACCGAGCGCUUCCGGCCGAGAAUGGUUGAGAUGGCAGCGCGAGAUGCGGAUACUAACGUUAGAGCCGCAGCAGCGGACUUGCUAGACGCUGUUAGGGAAGCGGGUUAUCUUGAGCCUUCCGAUAUCGAUACCGUUGGUAGACUACUAUUUGAUUCCGAGCCCAAAGUCCGUCGCGCGGUUGUUGGAUUCUUUGUCGCGAACCUUAAGGAUGUCCUCCAAGAAAGGUUAGGGGACCUUGGCGGGGAAGAGGCCGUUGAGGAAGCGCUGGGGGAUGAUACCGAAGACGAGAACUACGAAGGACCCACCCUCGGCUGGAUCAGAUUAAAAUGUCUUGUGGAGGCGCUGGCUUCCUAUGAUUCGCAGGAUGCAGGGGACGAUCCAGAUGGCCAGUCCCAGGUUGCUGAGAGGAGUAACGGUGCUGUUACAAGGCUUGGCGAUCAUAUAGAGAGUCGGUUCUCUCUUGCCGGAGGCUCUCUUUGGGAGGAGGUUGAGGAGAUUCACGAUUGGGAAAUCACUGCAAGAUAUCUACUUUAUGACCACUCGGCCAAUCGUCUUGAUCCAGGAGUUGAGGAAGAGGAUGUGGAGAAGCGAAUUAAGAGUGCUAUCGCUUUAGAUCCUAGAGAGGAGGCCAUAUUGCUGCAUAUAUUGAACGCCAGUGUUGCCGCCAGUAUUGAUGAAGGUGGUGAAUUAGGUGCGAGAAAGAAAGGCACUACCAAGCGCACCGGCAAGGAAAUUGAGAAGCAUUACGAGGCGGUCUCUAGGAGAUUAACCAAGUAUAUACCUCCUCUUCUCAAGAAGUUCGGGCCAGAUCCAGACGCGGCCGCCUCUGUUCUGCGCCUUGAGCAAUUGAUGAAGCUCGAUGUGUUCCAGGAACUCCGCCAAUCGACCGUUUAUGCGUCCUUACUCGAGGAGAUAAAUCGGCAAUUCCUUACUCAUGCCGACGAGUCCGUUCUUAAAGAAGCUAGCGCAGCAAUUCUUCAUGCCAAAACGUUUGAAGAGCUCGACGAAGUUACAGAACAAAAGCUCAGCCAACUCAAGGAUGAGACCGUCACUAUGCUUGUAAAUGCCGUUCGAGGAAAAAAUCUCGGCAAAGGCAAAUUCAGCGACGCAAGUUUAACAGAGCUAAUAAACACCGUUCGCAGACUAGAAUACAUUGCGUCGAUAACAAACUGUGUGGAGAUAAUGGAGGAGCCCCCCGUUGCUUCUGGGCCCAAGGACAUGCUCCAACCCGUUGAGGCGCUAAUAGAACUCCUCAGGCGCGGCGGUACGUCAGACGAGCUCGAAGAAGAGCUCAUCAUCCGCACGAUGAAAACGUUAGAAUUCUACUUCAUGUGGAAGAUCAGCACCCUUGCAGACCAGGAGGACAUUGACUCCGACAAGCUCGCGACAAGGGGUGAAACGGUAAUGGAGAGAAUCAUCGAAAUUACAAAGACGCGGAAAAAACGUCUGGCAACACUUUUCAUCGGCGCAGGGGCCCGCAUCGGCGCCAGUAAACCCGACCACAAUCGCGCCGCCAAUGAAGACGAAGCCGGCACCUCCGGAGCCUCUGAGCUAGCAGUGCGAAUAUCAGCGCUUGGUAAGAAGUUGGACAAGUCCGUGCAAACCGACCUCCUUAAAAUAUUUGAAAUUCUGGAAAAGUCAUUCGCAAACGUAGCCCUUAAGGCCCUUGAGCCCGGCGAGAAUGACGAACCCGCAGACGACGACGAACAACAGCCCUCAUCGGAGGAUCGGGGCGAGAGCAACGUACUCCUGCACGAGCAGCGUCUUUGCGACUUCACAGGGAAACUUGUGCUUGCGGUUCUGUCACGAGCAAUCGAUGAGAGGGUUUUCAUGAAGAGGCUUGUCAGGAAUAAGGGCCGGCUGGGGCCAAAUUUCCGGGAAAUCGUCAAUCACUUGGAGGUUGAAGAGAAGCCCAAGGUCGCGCCGGUCGUUAGAAAACUGAGGGGGCGGAAGGAGGAACUUAGUGAGGUGGUCGUUGACGAGGGGGGUGGUGAUGAAGAUGUGGAGGCUACCCCGAGACCUAAAGCUGUAUCUCCUUCCAAACCUGUUGCUGAAGAUGUGGAGAAUGAAGGCGAGGACGAGGAUGAAGGAGAAGAAGAACAUGACCCAGAGGAGCCGGAAGACCUAGAGAAAAUAGCAGAAUCUUCGGAUGAGGAGUCGGAACUAGAUCCCGAAGUUGACGUACCCCUAGACGGAGACGGGGAUGAAGAAAUGCCUGACGCCGACGAUGAAUAAUAUAACCUCUCCCUCUAUCCCCCCA